AUAAGCUCUCAAAAGGCCUAUAAAUGAGGUUGUCUGCUUCCCCCAUACCCAAACACUCUUCUUCUUCAACUCUUAAACAUAACAGAGAGAGAGAGAACAAACAAACAAAAAUCCAAACUUUCUCAAAAUCUACUUCGUCUAAAGCAAACCCAUUUCUUGAAACUCGAUUUCGGACAAGCCCAUCUCAUUGUUUUCUCCAAAAAGACUUCCUUUCACAUUUUUCAUAAUCUGAUAAAACCAAAGUAUGAAGAGAGUCAGAGGUUUCAAAAUUGGACACAGAUUUGUCAAAAUCUUCAAAUGGAUGAUUCUACCAAGAAGAAUCCAAUCUGGUAAACGUCAAUGCCCGGCCCGAAUCACUAACCCGGUUUCUGGAAUCAAGUCAUUAGCACGGUGCUUAAGCCGUGGAGCUAAGAGAUUGUGUGGUGGUGGUGGUGGUAAGAAGAAUCCGGGUCAGAGUCAGAUCCGAUUGGGUAAGGAUCCGAAAACGUCGAACCGGGUUGUUCCGAGAGGACAUUUGGUGGUCCACGUCGGCGAAUCAGACGGUGACACGCGGCGUGUCGUGGUGCCGGUGAUUUACUUUAAUCAUCCGUUGUUCGGAGAGUUGUUGGAGCAAGCGGAACGGGUUCAUGGGUUUGAUCAACAGGGUCGGAUCACGAUUCCGUGUCGGGUUUCGGAUUUUGAGAAGGUUCAGAUGAGGAUCGCCGCAUGGGAUCAUUGCCGCCGGAAGAGAGUUUUUUAAGAGGCAAAGAAAAGAAUAUAUUAGAAAAUAGUGAAAAAGCAAAAAUUAUUAUGAAAAAAUAGAGAAAUUGUGGAUAUUAGUUUUUUUCUUAUGUUAUACAGAUAUACUGAUUCACAAUUUCAAAGAAUUAUUUUCAAUACAUAAUAGAAUAUAGAGAAGGUUUCUUCUAAAUUUUAUUUGAGAGGAUGACAUCUGGCGCUUUAUAUA
This is a messenger RNA of Camelina sativa (false flax), 946 nucleotides long. The record is from RefSeq and is a predicted model, not a curated record. NCBI's taxonomy places the organism in Eukaryota, Viridiplantae, Streptophyta, Magnoliopsida, Brassicales, Brassicaceae.